AUGCCUGAAUUUGCAAUGCCAAAACUCGGCCGCUUUUGAUAUACAGAAUCUGAGCUUUCCAAUCUUUACAUGCAAGAGAAAAUUUGAUCAAAUUUCUGCGAAAAAUAAAGCUAUAUAUAUAAAAAGCAGCUAUUGAAAGAAGUGGAGCUGAUGGGUUCGUCUUUCGGUGAAGCUUUUCCAGCAAUGCAGGAAACUUUGCUGGAGUUUCGUGCUGGUAAAAUGAUGUUGGAAGGAAAAAGGGUUGUCCCUGAUACACGUAAAGGGCUCAUUCGCAUAGCUAGGGGUGAGGAGGGACUGGUUCAUUUUCAGUGGCUUGAUCGGACUCAAAAUGCUAUAGAAGAUGAUCAGAUUAUUUUUCCCGAUGAGGCUGUUUUUGAGAAGGUUAAUCAAGCAUCAGGCAGGGUUUACAUAUUAAAGUUCAAUACCGACGACCGGAAGUUCUUUUUCUGGAUGCAGGAGCCGAAAGCUGAAGAUGACUCACAAUUAUGUUGCGCGGUCAAUAAUUUCAUCAAUCAACCAUUAGAACUUGGUGUAGAUGAGACUGAUGCUUCUGAGCCUUUGCAAGCGUCUGAAGACAUGGUUGAAGAUGAUAUUUCAUCAAGAGCUGGAAACUUGACUCUUACAAACUUAGGUGCUGAAGCGAUUAGUGAUGUAACCUCUUCAUCAGGGCCAGUUAAAUUGGAAGACUUGCAAAGAAUACUGAGCAGUAUUGGUCCAGCAGAGGUAGCUGGUGAGCCAGAUGGAGGCUUGGGGUUGGAUGAUAUUUUGAAGCCAGAUUUGAUAAUGCCAUUAAUUGAGACAUUGUCAUUGGAAGAGCGAUUAGCUUCAUAUUUACCAGAGGGUCAAUGGACACCUGAGGAUUUGUUAGAGUUGCUGCAGAGUCCUCCUUUCCGUCAACAAGUAGAUUCAUUUACCUACGUACUUCGAACCGGACAGAUAGAUUUGUCUCAGUUCGGUAUUGAUCCAAGUAAAUAUAAGUUCACCGUUUUAUCUUUCCUUGAGGCACUUGAAGAUUCUGUUUCCAAAACUUCCGGAGAAACACAAGAUGAAAAAGAUGUAAGACCUCAAUCCUGUAACCGUAAUGACCCCAUGGAUGAGAGCAAGUGACGGAGAUAAUUUCAUCUGGUAUCGUUCCCAUCACCCUCGUUUAUCAUAGGAGAGAAUAGUUCAUCCCUGUUUUAAUUUAUUCUUCUUGGUUGAGUGGGUGUUCUGGAAAAAAAACAAGGCAGAAAAAAGAAAGCAAUGAAGAAUGGAAAUGGUUUAUAUUGUGGUUCAAAGUUUUAAGCUAUUGUAUAAUACAACCCAAAAAACAAAAACAAAAAAAAAGAAAAAUUUGUGUUGAAGAUUAAGUGGAUAAUUUCUUGGUUUUUUUAGGACCAUUUUUAAUACCUUCUGAACAUACACGGAAAGCAUUGAAUUGGUGAAAACAUAUAAAGGUCAAGUGUAUGUUGGUCUGUUGGAUUUUUGUUACAUUCGAAUUCCUAUCAGUUUUUUGUGUGUUUUA
Messenger RNA from Gossypium raimondii (Peruvian cotton), 1504 nucleotides. RefSeq names its product 26S proteasome regulatory subunit RPN13. Gene Ontology annotation, molecular function: ubiquitin binding; proteasome binding; endopeptidase activator activity. The record is from RefSeq and is a predicted model, not a curated record. Bases 151 to 1107 code for a protein of 318 amino acids. The transcript has 14 exons. Gene Ontology annotation, biological process: ubiquitin-dependent protein catabolic process. Gene Ontology annotation, cellular component: nucleus; cytoplasm; proteasome regulatory particle, lid subcomplex. NCBI's taxonomy places the organism in Eukaryota, Viridiplantae, Streptophyta, Magnoliopsida, Malvales, Malvaceae.